Aegilops tauschii subsp. strangulata is the source of this 1334-nucleotide messenger RNA. Lineage: Eukaryota; Viridiplantae; Streptophyta; Magnoliopsida; Poales; Poaceae. The record is from RefSeq and is a predicted model, not a curated record.
CUAUUUUGGAGGGAUGCCUCCGAACAGACACCUCUUCUUCCCAUCUCUUCCAGAUGUAUAUAUACUUGAGAAUCAAUGGAAACCAGGACGGAUUGUCCUUUCACUUUCAAUCUCGUUUUACUCUAACACGUUAUCACGCACGUUGCUCUCCAAUAGAGCAAGAACCUGCCGGCGAACUCGCUGGAACUGAACAAAAUCAACAGGCAAAAGGUGAGACAGAAGAACAAAUGCCUGGGAAUCUUCUCUCCUUGUUUCUUCGCCUCCUUCGCGAUGACGGCCGUUGCCGCCGUUUCGUCGCUCGCCGCAGUCAUCAUGGUGUGGGCGGACUUCGUCGCUUCCACCGUCGAGUGCGCGACCUUCCCGCUUCGGUGGAGGUUGGAAGUCACCGCCACCAGAUCGGCGCCCUGAGCGUGCCGGUGCAGGCCCUAGCGCCGGCCGCUCGGCUUUUCGCGCCGCUGGCCCAUGAGCCGGCCGCGCCGCUGAUGCCGGCGGUGGCUGACUGGCUGUACGCCGGUCCGGCCGCUCCGACGCUGCACAUCGACCCGGUCGCCCCUGUCGAAAUAGUUACGCCUCCAGAGAACGACAUCGUCGAGGACGAGGACGAGGCUGCGCCGCUGCCAUCUCCGACCCCUACGGUCGUCGAGGUUGGAGCCAGCCGCGCGCUCGCCUUCCUGUCCACGCCGACGGGAUCCGCUGCUUCUCAAGUGCCGCGCCGGACGACGCCCCUGCGCCUCCGCAUCUACCAUCCCCCACGCCAACCACGCCUCCUCCUCGUCGCCGCCUUAAGUCCUUCGGCUUCACGGCGUCGAGCCCUCCGUCGAGCAGCCGUGCCGCCGCGCGCGUGGGGACUUGGAGCCCGGCCGCCCUCGGGCUCGCAAACGGCGUCUCCAACGGCGUCGAGCCGGGCACCCUGCUCAUUGGAGUUUCCCCGGACAAGGACGGGCGCAGGGGGAGCGCCUCCCGCCGCCGGUGAAUGCCGCUGCGGCGGCGUGCUUCCUGGUGGCACAGGGCGGCCGUGUGCCUGGGUUACUCGAGCGUGGUUGGGAACGAAGCGAUGGGGAAUUUCCCCCUCCGUCGCUCUGCUUAUCUGUUGGUAGUGGACUAGUCUGGACAUGGGCAUGCGGCAGGGGAUCAAAAGGCACCACGUGCCUUGCUGUUUGUUCGUUUGCCUUGACCGCUUGACUAGUCCUAGUUCAGCUAAUCAGCAAAUUAGUCUUAAUUCAAUCCUGUUUAGACUCUGUUAUUUCCAGUAUUUGUCUUAAAUACUGAUUUCUGUAGAGUACCUUGUAUUUCAGAAUUAUAUUUCCAUGUUUCUUACAUGUUGAGAUUCAUUA